Messenger RNA from Adineta steineri, 2445 nucleotides. The record is from the annotation of a GenBank genome assembly. Lineage: Eukaryota; Metazoa; Rotifera; Eurotatoria; Adinetida; Adinetidae.
AUGGCCACUACUGUUCUACCGAUUGAUGACUUUUACACACACACCGAUGACAAGUCUCUGGAAAUAUUCUCACUCAUUUGGUUCGAUGCAAAUGUAAACGUUAAAGACACUCGAGAUACAGAAGUCAAAUUACGUUCUAUUAUUAAUCAUAUUAAGAAAUUUCAAGAUAUAAAACAAUGUCAACAAUAUAUUGAACAAACAUCACAAAAAGAUCGAUUAGUAAUUAUUGUUAGUGGCCGAUUAGGACGAGAAAUAGUACCCUACAUUCAUCAGCUUCGACAAGUUAUAUCAAUUUAUGUUUAUUGCAUGGAUACGAACAGUAAUGAACAAUGGGCUUACAAAUUUUCAAAAAUAAAAUCUGUUGUUGUUGAUCUUGAUGAACUCGUCUCUCAAAUUACAACAGAUCAUAAAAUUCAGAAAAAGAUAGAAGAACCGUUAUCAAUCAAUAUUUUUACAACAAAUGUUGAUGCAGGAAAAUCAACAAUAGGAGUUAAUGGAGAAUUUGUUUUUUCUCAGAUUCUUAUAGAUUGUCUUCUACGAUUGAAAUCCACUGAGACAGACAAAAAUGAACUUAUUAAUAUUUACCAAAAUGAAUAUGUAGGAAAUCAUACUGAACUAAGUAAUCUUCGUGAAUUUCAACAAGAUUAUUCGCCUAAUAAAGUGUUAUGGUGGUACACAAAAGAAACUUUCUUUUAUAAAACUCUUAAUGCAGCUUUACGUACACAAAAUAUUCAUAUGAUCUUUUUAUUUCGUGCAUUUAUUUAUGAUAUCUAUCGUCAAUUGCAAGAAUCUCAAUCAAAACGUCCCUUACAAGUUUAUCGCAGUCAACUAAUGUCGAUCGAUGAGUUAGAUGGUCUUAAAAAUAAUAUUGGUCAAUUCAUUUCUAUAAAUUCAAUGUUUUCUACUAGUGAACAACGCACAACAGCUCUCUUCUAUUUGGGUGAUAUAACUACACAGAUUGAUUCAGAACGAGUAUUAUUUGAAAUUGAUGCUGAUUCUAAAAUGGUCACUACAAAACCAUUUGCUGAUAUCAGUCAACAUAGUCAUUUUCCAGAGGAUUCAGAAGUUCUCUUUAUGAUUGGUUCUAUUUUUCGUCUUAAUAAUAUUAAUCGUAAUGAUGAUCAAAUAUGGAUCAUUAAAAUGACUUUAUGUAACGAUGAUGAACAUGAUUUAAAACGAGUUCUUAUGCAUAUGAAACAACAAAUUAAAAGUGAAGAAACAAAUCUUCGAACAUUAGGAAAAUUAUUAUGGAAAAUGGAGCUUCCAUCGAAUGAUCCCUUACUUAGCGAUUUAUAUGAAGAUCUUGGUGAACUGACUUCACAAACAGGUGACUAUGAUAUGAGUGUUCAAUGGCAUAAAAAGCUACUUAUAUUCAAAGAGGAAAAUCCAUUAGCUACUAAUGUUAGUACUAAUAAAACAAACGAUUCUAUUAGUAAAUUUAUUCGUCAAAAACUAUUUGCAUUAAAAAAGCCACAACAAUUAACCAGCAAUCCCAAUAUUAAUAAUACAAACGAUUCCAUCGAUCACAUUAAUAUCAACACCAAAUGGAAACAACAUGGAAUUACUAUUGCGGGAGGAAAUGGAGAUGGCAAUCAGUUAAAUCAAAUCUCUCUUCCUCAAGGUAUCUAUGUAGAUGAUGAUCAUCAAACUAUUUAUAUUGCUAAUUAUGGUAAUCAUCGCAUUGUUGAAUGGAAAUAUGGAGCAAAGAAUGGUCAAAUUGUUGCAGGCGGAAAUGGAAAAGGUAAUCGAAGUGAUCAAUUGAAUCAUCCAAUAGAUGUAAUUAUUGAUAAAAAGAAUGAUUCUCUCAUCAUUUGUGAUUAUGGAAACAGACGAGUGAUACGUUGGUCUUGUCAAAAUGGUACAAAUGGAGAAACAAUCAUUUCUGACAUUGAUUGUCGAGGUCUAACAAUGGACAAUAAUGGAAAUCUUUAUGUCUCUGAUUGGAGGAAGCAUGAAGUGAGACGAUGGAAACAAGGAGAGCGAAAAGGAAGAAUAGUAGCAGGUGGAAAUGGAAAAGGAAAUCAUCUCAAUCAACUCAACCAUCCUACUUACAUCUACGUUGAUGAAGAUUAUUUAAUUUAUGUAUCGGAUGCAAACAAUCAUCGUGUGAUGAAAUGGAUGAAAGGUGCAAAAGAAGGUAUUGUUGUUGCUGGUGGGAAAGGUGAAGGGAAUAGUUUGACACAAUUGUCUAAUCCUCAAGGAGUGACUGUCGAUCAUUUGGGUAAUGUUUAUGUGGCUGGCAGUGGUAAUGAACGAGUAAUGCGUUGGUGUGAAGGAUCUUGCGAAGGUAGUAUUGCAGUUGGUGGCAAUAGAGAAGGAGAACAACCAAAUCAGUUAAGUUAUCUCAGAGGUUUAUCAUUUGAUGUUCAAGGUAAUCUCUAUGUUGUCGAUCAGGGUAACGAUCGAAUACAAAAAUUUGAAAUUGAUUUGAAUGAAAUUUGUUGA